AUGGAUGACCUGGAGUCGCUGGAGCUGUUGUCGCUCGUGUCGCGAGUGACCAACGAGCUCCAGAACUACCUAGGCAUUAACGACAAGACGCUGGCGGAAUUCGUGAUCGACCAGCAUCUCAAAUGCAAUGGCUCGUUUCCGGAAUUCAAGAAACUGCUUGAUGAAAUGGGCGCCGAGUUCCCGCAGAGUCUGAUGGAGAGUGUCGACCGGUUGGUGCUCACGAUGCACCCCAAGUACAAAGGGAAGAAACAGGAAAAUGGAGACUCGGGUGGCGGAGGCGGCGAUAUUAUGGAUGAGCUGGAUGCUCUGGAAAAGAAGUCCCGCGUGUUCAAGGGUCUUGCGGUUCCAGAUAGAGGUCAGCGCUGGGAGGAAGAUGACUACCUGGAUCGCCCAGCCGACAACGACACCGACGCGCAAGCUGGCGCCAUGGACGACACAUUCGCAAUGCUUGAAGGUCUGGCUGGAAAGGCCAAGGAUGAUAAGCCCCACGGCCCGCGAGACGACCAUCGCAGCAGGAAACGAAGUCGCAGCCCCGAUUACGAUGACCAUGACCGCGGACGCCGCCACAGAAACAAACACCGUUCAAGAUCGCGCAGCCCGCACCGACGCAGCAAGAACGACGAUUUCAUUGAUGAGUUCGGAAGAUCUAUUGGCAAAUAUGGCGACCGUGACAGCGAUCGCAACGGCCACAGCGACCGCCGUAGACACCGUGAUCGCGAGAGGAACGAAAACGAGGACUUCCGCCGACCCCCUCCUGUCGAGUUGGAUGAUGCGCCAGUUCUGUACAAGGUCUACGAUGGACAAGUGACGGGUGUGAAGGACUUUGGUGCUUUUGUCAACCUACGAGGAGUCCAAGGGAAGGUAGACGGCCUUGUCCAUGUAUCGGCGAUGCAAGAAGGAGCGCGAGUGAAUCAUCCAUCCGAUUUGGUAUCGCGUGGACAGCUAGUCAAAGUCAAAGUUGUCAGUAUCCAGGGAAAUCGCAUUGGACUAUCAAUGAAGGAGGUGGACCAGGCCACCGGAAUGGACCUUGUUCCGCAAAAGCGUCUGGCGUCUGGUGCUAAUAUGGAACGUCUCGAUGGCGCUCCAAGCCAGGACCGAUAUGGCAACCUUAGUUCAGAGGUGCCCGUCAUUGAGGGAUCAAAUGGCCGACCCAUGAGGAAUCGGAAACGCAUGACUUCCCCUGAGCGUUGGGAGAUCAGACAGCUCAUCGCAUCUGGAGUUGCAUCUGCCGCGGAUUACCCUGAUCUCGAGGAAGAGUAUCAUGCCACUCUCAAGGGUGAGGGAGCCUUUGAAGAAGAGGAGGAUGUGGAUAUUGAAGUCAGGGAUGAAGAGCCUCCAUUCUUGGCUGGCCAGACGAAGCAAUCACUUGAGUUGUCACCAAUUCGUGUUGUUAAGGCUCCUGAUGGCUCGAUGAACCGCGCUGCCAUGUCUGGCACUAAUCUUGCCAAAGAGAGACGCGAAUUGAAGCAGUCAGAGGCACAGGACAAGGCUGCUGAACUGGCCGCUGAAGUUGAUCUGAACGCGCAGUGGCAGGAUCCCAUGGUUGCGCCGGAGGAUCGAAAGUUCGCCGCGGAUCUUCGCAAUACCCAACAAAAGCCGGACGAGCCAAUUCCGGAGUGGAAGAGAGUAACUAUGGGCAAGAACCCGUCUCUUGGCAAGCGGACCGACAUGCCCAUCAAGCAACAGCGUGAGAGCUUGCCCGUUUUCAAGUUCCGCAAACAACUUCUUGAUGCCGUGAAGGACAACCAGUUGAUGAUUGUGGUUGGUGAUACCGGCUCUGGAAAGACCACCCAAUUAACCCAGUAUCUGGCCGAGGCUGGAUAUGGAAACAAUGGUAUCAUUGGCUGUACUCAGCCUCGUCGUGUUGCCGCCAUGUCCGUGGCCAAGCGUGUGUCAGAAGAAGUUGGCUGCAGACUGGGCGCGGAGGUCGGUUACACGAUCCGUUUUGAGGACUGCACCAGUCCAGAGACCAAGAUCAAGUAUAUGACGGACGGCAUGCUCCAGAGAGAAAUUCUCAUGGAUCCAGAUCUCAAAAGGUAUUCCGUGAUUAUGCUUGAUGAAGCCCACGAGCGCACGAUUGCCACCGAUAUUCUGUUUGGUUUACUGAAGAAGACCAUCAAGCGACGGCCUGAUCUCCGUUUGAUUGUCACUUCCGCUACGCUGGAUGCCGAAAAGUUCUCGGAGUACUUCAACGGCUGUCCUAUUUUCUCGAUUCCUGGACGAACAUAUCCUGUUGAGAUCAUGUAUUCCAAGGAGCCUGAGUCUGACUACCUGGAUGCUGCUCUUAUUACUGUCAUGCAGAUUCACUUGACAGAGGCGGGUGGUGAUAUCUUGGUCUUCCUUACGGGACAAGAAGAGAUCGACACAGCAUGCGAGAUCUUGUACGAGCGGAUGAAGGCUUUAGGGCCGACUGUGCCCGAGUUGGUUAUUCUUCCCGUCUACUCUGCACUUCCCAGUGAGAUGCAGAGUCGAAUCUUCGAGCCUGCCCCGCCUGGCGGCCGAAAGGUUAUCAUUGCUACCAACAUCGCCGAGACCUCCAUCACCAUUGAUAAUAUUUACUACGUCAUCGAUCCUGGUUUCGUGAAGCAGAAUGCAUACGAUCCCAAGCUUGGCAUGGAUUCACUUGUGGUCACACCUAUUUCUCAAGCACAGGCUAAGCAACGAGCUGGUCGUGCUGGGCGAACAGGACCAGGCAAAUGUUUCCGUCUAUACACCGAGGCUGCAUAUCAGUCUGAAAUGCUUCCCACCACAAUCCCCGAGAUUCAGCGGCAGAAUCUGUCACAUACCAUUCUCAUGCUCAAGGCGAUGGGCAUUAAUGACCUGCUUCACUUUGACUUCAUGGACCCGCCACCCACCAAUACAAUGCUGACUGCCCUGGAGGAACUAUAUGCCUUGUCAGCCCUGGACGAUGAAGGUCUCUUGACUCGCCUUGGCCGUAAGAUGGCCGAUUUCCCCAUGGAACCGGCUCUUGCGAAGGUUCUCAUCGCAUCCGUUGAUAUGGGAUGCUCUGAGGAGAUUCUCAGCAUUGUCGCCAUGCUUUCCAUCCAGUCGGUCUUCUACCGUCCCAAGGAGAAGCAGCAACAAGCCGAUCAAAAGAAAGCCAAGUUCCACGAUCCCCAUGGCGAUCAUCUCACCUUAUUGAAUGUGUACAACGGCUGGAAGAACUCCAAAUUCAACAAUGCCUGGUGCUUCGAGAAUUUCAUCCAGGCCCGUCAGAUCCGCCGUGCUCAAGAUGUGCGGCAGCAGCUUCUCGGAAUCAUGAACCGCUACCGUCACAAGAUUGUCUCAUGUGGACGGGAUACUACCAUGGUGCGACAAGCACUUUGCACUGGCUUCUUCCGGAAUGCGGCUCGCAAGGAUCCUCAAGAGGGGUACAAGACGCUCGUCGAAGGUACACCCGUGUACAUGCACCCAAGCUCCGCGCUCUUCGGCAAGCCCUCCGAGCAUGUCAUUUAUCACACUUUGGUGCUCACCACCAAGGAGUACAUGCAUUGCACAACCUCUAUCGAGCCGAAAUGGCUUGUCGAGGCGGCACCGACCUUCUUCAAGGUUGCGCCAACAGAUCGCUUGUCGAAGCGGAAGAAGGCCGAGCGCAUUCAGCCUCUGCAUAAUCGGUUUGCUGGCGAGGAUGAUUGGCGCCUCUCUGCUCAACGCCGGCAAGGCAGAGGUGGUGGCGGUGGUACUUGGGGUUGA
Penicillium subrubescens is the source of this 3693-nucleotide messenger RNA. RefSeq lists its product as uncharacterized. NCBI's taxonomy places the organism in Eukaryota, Fungi, Ascomycota, Eurotiomycetes, Eurotiales, Aspergillaceae. The transcript has a single exon. Bases 1 to 3693 code for a protein of 1230 amino acids. Gene Ontology annotation, molecular function: RNA binding; ATP binding. The record is from RefSeq and is a predicted model, not a curated record. Gene Ontology annotation, cellular component: intracellular anatomical structure; catalytic step 2 spliceosome. Gene Ontology annotation, biological process: spliceosomal complex disassembly.